GGUGCCAGUUUUUCCCAUUUGCCAGUCUUCCCUAUCUACCUACAGCUGCUCCUCUCACCUUGCCAGGAUUGCUAGUUUUAUCUCCAUCUACCUGCUGGGCUGUUCACACACUUAUUAAGGAACAGUCCCCUCUAUAUAAAGGCAUCUUUAACUCCCGUUCAUUGCUGAGACGGACAAAAACAUGGGGAAGAUGCUGCUCUGGGCGGGUUUGUUCCUGCUGCUGAACGUACAGCUGGGCUUUGCCUAUAAGCUGGUAUGCUAUUUUACCAACUGGUCCCAGUAUCGACCAGAACCUGCAACGUACAUGCCAGGGAACAUUGACCCGCAGCUCUGCACGCACCUCAUAUACGCCUUCGCCACCAUGAGCAACAACAAGAUUGCACCCUCUGAAUGGAAUGACGAUGUGCUGUACAACCAGUUCAACGCCUUGAAAUCACAGAAUCCAAAAUUGGUUACAUUGUUGGCAAUUGGCGGGUGGAAUUUUGGGACAGAGAAGUUCACAGUGAUGGUGUCAACUGCUGCCAAUCGCAAAACAUUUAUUGAUUCUGUUAUUGCAUAUCUCCGGCUAUACGACUUUGAUGGCAUUGACCUAGACUUUGAAUAUCCUGGAUCGCGAGGUAGUCCAGCAGAGGAUAAAAAGCGAUUUACCAUCCUUACACAGGAGUUGCUUGAUGCUUUCAAAAAAGAAGCAGUAGCUACAAAUCGUCCACGUCUCCUAGUAACUGCAGCUGUGUCCGCAGGAAAGAAAACUAUUGAUGAUGGAUAUGAAAUUGCAGAGAUUGGGCAGACCCUGGAUUUCAUCAGUGUUAUGACAUAUGAUUUCCAUGGUGAAUGGGAUCCCGUUACUGGCCACAACAGCCCUCUGUGUUUGGGUUCAAAGGACUAUGGCGACAAUAAAUACUUCCACAUUGCGUAUGCUAUGAAUUACUGGAGAGAUAAUGGCGUCCCUGCAGAAAAACUCUUGAUUGGAUUUCCAACGUAUGGCAGAGCAUUCAAGAUCUCAGACCCCAAUACCUGUGAGAUAGGAAUGCCUGCAUCUGGGGCAGGAUCUGCGGGACCAGGUACCUAUUAUGAGAUCUGCACUUGGCUGAAAGGAGCAACAAUAAAGUGGGAUGAGGAACAGAAGGUGCCUUAUGCCUGCAAAGGCAAUGAGUGGGUUGGAUAUGAUAACCAACAGAGUUACGAGUGUAAAGUAAAGUUCUUAAAGAAUGGUGGAUUUGGAGGAGCCAUGGUAUGGGCCAUUGACCUGGAUGAUUUCCUGGGAACAUUUUGCAAUGAAGGAAAAUAUCCACUGAUCAGCCACCUGAAAUCCUUGCUAGAAGGUUCAGUCACCAACUGCCCUGGAGAACCAUGUGCACCUGGAGGUGGAGGAGAUGUGACCAACCCUCCCCCUGUCCCCACUCCUCCAGAUGUGACUGAUCCACCACCUGUCACCACCCCCUCAAGAACCGAAAUUGACCUCAACUUCUGUGCUACUAAGAUUGAUGGGUUUUAUGUAAAUCCUGUAAACCCCAACGGGUUUUAUCAGUGUGCUUCUGGCCAGACCCAUGCCUCCCAAUGUGCGGCUGGAACAGUAUUUGAUGAGAGUUGUAAAUGUUGCAAUUGGCCCUGAACACUCUGUUCAAUAAACCUAUACAUCAAUAUGCAA
This is a messenger RNA of Pelobates fuscus (common spadefoot toad), 1648 nucleotides long. Its product is annotated as acidic mammalian chitinase-like. Lineage: Eukaryota; Metazoa; Chordata; Amphibia; Anura; Pelobatidae. Gene Ontology annotation, molecular function: chitinase activity; chitin binding. The record is from RefSeq and is a predicted model, not a curated record. Gene Ontology annotation, biological process: carbohydrate metabolic process; chitin catabolic process. The coding region runs from base 182 to 1612 and encodes 476 amino acids. The transcript is spliced from 11 exons. Gene Ontology annotation, cellular component: extracellular region.